Messenger RNA from Scatophagus argus, 5065 nucleotides. RefSeq names its product mitofusin 2 (gene mfn2). The coding region runs from base 466 to 2742 and encodes 758 amino acids. Gene Ontology annotation, cellular component: mitochondrial outer membrane. Gene Ontology annotation, biological process: mitochondrion localization; mitochondrial fusion. The transcript is spliced from 19 exons. NCBI's taxonomy places the organism in Eukaryota, Metazoa, Chordata, Actinopteri, Scatophagidae. Gene Ontology annotation, molecular function: GTPase activity; GTP binding. The record is from RefSeq and is a predicted model, not a curated record.
GCGUCGAAACAUGUUGUCGCGAUAUUUCCGCCUGGAAAGGGCGGUACUGUUAUGAUUGUCCUCUUGAAGCGCGACGUCCCGAAGAAAGACCAAAUUAGCUCGUAUUGUGCUGAAACGAAGGUGUGGGAGACCGCCGUUAACGUCCACUGGGAUUCCCAUCCAACGUACGCUGUUCUCAUUACUGCCAGUGCUGAAAAUUACACGGAAAAAUCAGUUUGUUGCCAAGGCCCCACACGCCCCCUUCACUUAGCAUAGGUAGCUAACACUAAUUACCAACUUUAAUCACGUAGUAACGUCGUUGGCUAGUUGAGUUGUAAGGGUUUUAAAAGCCGAGUGGCCAAGAUGCAAGAGGAUUAUUUGUAAGGAGCGAUCCCCAUCCACGCUGGAUGACUCGUCUUUCAACUUGGGACCUUCUUACAUGUAAUAAGAAGAAUUACCUGGGUUUUGAAGAGUUGAAUAAGUGCCAUGUCUCUGGUGUUCCCACGAUCUAACACCAACACAGUCCACGGCAAGAAGGAUAAGAGACUGAUGGCGGAAGUGAAUGCAUCACCCCUCAAGCAUUUUGUGACAGCAAAGAAGAAAAUUAAUGGGAUCUUUGAGCAGUUGGGGGCUUACAUCAAGGAGAGCGCUUCGUUUCUGGAAGAUACUUACAAAAAUGAUGAUCUGGACCCAGUCACCACGGAGGAGCAGGUCCAGGAUGUUCGGGGUUACCUGGUCAAGGUGGCGGGGAUUGGAGAAGUGCUAGCCCGCAGGCAUAUGAAGGUGGUCUUCUUUGGCAGGACCAGUAAUGGUAAGAGUUCAGUGAUCAAUGCCAUGCUGUGUGACAAGGUGCUGCCGUCUGGAAUAGGACACACCACCAACUGCUUCCUGAGGGUGGAAGGCACUGAUGGCAACGAGGCCUUCCUCCUCACUGAAGGCUCUGAGGAGAGGAAGAGCAUAAAGACGGUGAACCAGCUGGCCCAUGCGCUGCACCAGGAUGAGGACUUGGAUGCUGGCAGUUUGGUCUGUGUCAUGUGGCCUAAAGCCAAGUGUGCUCUGCUCAGGGACGAUCUAGUGUUGGUUGACAGCCCAGGGAUCGAUGUUACUACAGAACUGGACAGCUGGAUCGACAAGUUCUGCCUGGAUGCUGAUGUGUUUGUUCUGGUGGCUAAUUCUGAGUCCACACUAAUGCAGACGGAAAAGUCCUUCUUUCACAAGGUCAAUGAGCGGCUCUCUAGUCCCAACAUUUUCAUCCUCAACAACCGCUGGGAUGCUUCAGCCUCAGAACCUGAAUACAUGGAGGAGGUCCGCAGGCAGCAUAUGGACCGAUGCACCAACUUCCUGGUGGACGAGCUCGGUGUGGUGGACCGGGCCCAAGCCAGUGACCGCAUCUUUUUUGUCUCUGCCAAGGAAGUACUCCAGGCUCGUGUACAGAAGGCUCAAGGAAUGCCCGAAGCAGGUGGAGCUCUUGCAGAGGGUUUUCAAGCCAGAAUGUUUGAGUUCCAGAACUUUGAGAGGCGAUUCGAGGAGUGUAUCUCCCAAUCAGCUGUGAAGACCAAGUUUGAGCAGCACACAGUGAGGGCUAAACAGAUCUCUGAAGCCCUGCGGCGCAUUAUGGAUUCUGUCCACAUCGCGGCACAAGAGCAGAGGGUCUACUGCCUUGAGACCAAAGAGGACCGUCAGGACAGAUUGGAGUUCAUAGACAAGCAGCUCGACCUUUUGACCAUGGACUGUAAGGUCAAGAUCAAGAAGAUUACUGAGGAGGUGGAGAGACAGGUGUCUAAUGCCAUGGCAGAGGAAAUUAGGAAACUCCAUGUGCUGGUGGAUGACUUCCACAUGGACUUUCACCCAUCACCGGUGGUGCUCAAGGUCUACAAGAAUGAGCUCCACCGGCACAUAGAGGAAGGUCUGGGGAAGAACAUGUCAGAGAGGUGCUCCACGUCCAUCACCAGCUCCCUGCAGGCCACGCAGACUGAUAUGAUCGAGGGUCUGAAGCCUCUGCUGCCAAACCCGGUAAGAGAGCAGGUGGACAAGCUGGUUCCUCGUCAGUGCUUCAGCCUCAGCUAUGACCUGGCCUGCGACAAGCUUUGCAGUGAUUUUCAGGAGGACAUCAGCUUCCACUUCUCUCUGGGCUGGACCAUGCUGGUAAACCGCUUCCUGGGGCCCAAGAACACCCGGCGAGCUCUCAUGGGCUACAAUGACCAGGUCCCUCGGCCCAUGGCCCUGACUCCAGUCAGCACCAGCAUGCCUCCGUUCCCCCAGACCCCCAUGACCCAGGAAGAGCUAAUGGUCUCCAUGGUCACCGGUCUCGCUUCCCUUACAUCGCGUACUUCCAUGGGGGUCCUUGUAGUUGGUGGUGUGAUCUGGAAGGCAGUGGGCUGGCGUCUGAUCGCCCUGUCAGUGGGUCUCUACGGGCUCCUGUACAUCUACGAGCGGCUCACCUGGACCACCAAGGCCAAGGAGAGAGCCUUCAAGAGACAGUUUGUGGACUACGCCAGCGAGAAGCUGCAGCUCAUUGUCAGCUACACUGGAUCCAACUGCAGCCACCAAGUCCAGCAGGAGCUGGCAGGUGUGUUUGCUCAGCUCUGCCAACAGGUAGAUGUCACCCGUCAGAACCUUGAGGAUGAGAUCACAGACAUGAACAGCAAGAUUGAGCUGCUGGACAGCCUGCAGAGCAAAGCUAAGCUGCUGCGGAACAAGGCGGGGUGGCUGGACAGCGAGCUCAACAUGUUCACCCAGCAGUACCUUCACCACAGCAAGUAAACCUGACAGCACCCACCUAAGAGGCAAAACAACACCAGGAGGACAUGUGGUGCAACAGAGCCAUCAGCAGAAGAGGACGGAGAGGAGGAUGAGUGGGAAGACUUCCUGUGUGCUUGUGAUCUGAAGUCCUGUGGUCAGCUGGUGACACAAAGUUAAACCACACACUACAGGAUAGCUGUUAAAUAGAAGCCAUGUCCCCUCAAUGGUGUUCAUUCCUAUCUGUUGGCCCCUUUGGUCCUCAGUUGUGGUGAUAUGCAAAUGAGCAUGAACCUUAGUUCUCAAUGUGGCGUGGAUGACGCUGUUGAGUGAACUGUACCAGUUCCUGUCAUACUGGCCUUUAAAUCAGAUUCCAGUUCACUCUGCCAUUUUGAAUUUGUGUGCGUUUGAUUUUGUGUACACAUUUUGACCACUGGACCGUGUAGUACCGUGCUGAAGUGCAAGGCAGUCCAUACAAGGGAACGGUAGGAAAAGUGUCUUAUGUUAGUAGGAUAAUGCAAUGAACUGAAGUCAUGCAAAAUAAUUUAUUCAUCCAGUUGUUGUUGGAUAUUUGGGAAUUAAACCUUUUUUUUCUCUCUCAGUUAAACAGUGAAGCAGAAAAUCGAAAACUGCAGUUUUGUGUGUAUUAUUCCAUUUUGUGUACAGAGCCAAACUGACAAUGGCAAUGACAGAGCUUCUCUCCAUCUGACUAUCCAAAUGUGUUUUUAAAGUAAAUCUUUAAAAACACCUCACAGAUGGAUAGUUUCUUUUGGAAAUAGGGCUCAGUAGUUUCUUAACAACUCCUCCCUGUAGCUUUUAACAAACAAAUGAAAUGCUGCAUUUGUUGGAGACUGCUUUGAGCUGUGACAAUGGGGCUUUGUGGUACAGAGGAGUCACCCCUGCAUCAGGCCUGAUGUAUCAAGCUUUGGUACAUACACACAAAACACUCAACAGGUACAUUCAGUGUUGCUUUGGCUCUGCAUGUGAAAUUUAUUGACAAGAAGCCAAAUAUCAUCAGACUGAUUCUUUAGCUGGAGUCCUGUUCUAAAUGAUUUUAUUCAGUAGCGAGGUUCAGAUAAGAGUUGACUUAAAUGUCAGAUUUUAACUUAAAUUACGCUCAAAAUGUUUUUUGUGGGAUACCAACUUUAAAAGUGGCCUCCAAAUUUUGUUGUAGUGCUUGUAAGAGUCCAGAAAUGCCAAAGAUGGUCUGUUUGAGGUCAUUUGGAAACAGUGUCUCGAUUUCAGAGUGUGUCCAGCAGAGGGCGCUGGUGUUGUGUUUAUAAUCAGCACACCACUGCUCUGUAAUACCAGUAACCAUAUUGAAGGGAUUUUUUUUAAAUCAGAAGUGUUGAUGUUCUGUGUUUAUAUAAAACAUGAACUUACUGAUGUAUCUUGAUCAGAUUUUUGAAACUGUCACUUGUGUGUCAUAAAAUCCACCGUUGGCUCUGCUUUGGCACUUUAUAUUUCAUGAGUGGAGUUUGGAGGGACUUUGGUCAAACAAAAUUGGAGUGUGCAACUUUAUUUUCAGAUUUCUUUAAUAAAACCCAGUAUCCAGAUUUUUCACUCUCUUCAUAAGUUGUCUCAGACUUCAGAGCUUCUUCCAUGUUGUCUUCCAUACAUCAGUAAUGAAUCCUCCUUCUUGAAACCAGAUAUUUUGAAAAAGAAAAAAAAAAAAAUGUUAUUAAUGUGACACGUUGGCACUGUUGAUGGCUGCCUCACUGUUUUUGUGGAUCUUUGUGUGUUUAACAUUUUUGUCUUGCACUGAAUGCAUAUAGUGACCAGCCUCUGUAGCUGCAGAGCUGUCCUCUCUCUCUCUGCCUUUGUCCACAUCACAUAUGGUUUGAAUCAAGGCUGCUUAUAAUGGGGUACGAACACUUGGCCAAAUCCAGGAACAGCUGUACUUCUGGUUUCUAAAAUGUCUAUGUAAUGUGAUUUAAUAGUUUGCCUUUGGAUUGGAAACACUGGAAAAAGCUGAAGGAGAGGAAACCACAGCAGAGUGGAUGAGCCUGUAUGUUAAAAAGUCUUGGCUGAUGGGCCCAGUUCUAAUGUAAAGCCAUGCACUGUGUGUUGCCAAGUGAGUAGGAGGGCUGCUGUGUGCCCCUUCCUUCAGAGUGAAAACUUGCACUUUAUUAAUUUGCUGCUUUUUUCUUUGUCCGAGAUAAAGGGGUGUUUUUCCCAUAAAUGUAAACCGCAAAGUAGUUGUGUUUGGCUUCAGGAAAAUCAAAGUAGUUGCAUGCAGAGGCUGUUAUACUUUCUUGUUCUGUUAAAAUCGUCAAACAUAUGUAUAUAUGUUAAAAUAUAUAUAUAUAUAUAUAAAAAAUAAAGACACAAUGCAAAAAAAAAAAAA